Cladophialophora immunda is the source of this 3216-nucleotide messenger RNA. RefSeq lists its product as uncharacterized. The record is from RefSeq and is a predicted model, not a curated record. Bases 223 to 2877 code for a protein of 884 amino acids. Gene Ontology annotation, biological process: activation of GTPase activity. Gene Ontology annotation, molecular function: GTPase activator activity. Lineage: Eukaryota; Fungi; Ascomycota; Eurotiomycetes; Chaetothyriales; Herpotrichiellaceae. The transcript has 2 exons.
CUUCGCCCCUCGCCCCUCACCUCACAUGCGUAGCACCGACGUCAGCUGCUGCUCCCUCUCCCAGGCAUCAGGAAUUCGGCCAGUGCACCGCCACCUGUUGAACAUUCUCAACUAUAUACACACUUGUCCGGCCAUUGGUGGUGGCAUCCCUCUGCCUUUCAGCCACUGGAAUAUGCAAUCGUACGCAGACCAGCGCAAAUUCUGCCAGAGACAAGCAACCCAAUGACUUCGGGAUCAUCCUCCAGGCCAGAGGCGCCUUCGCCAUCGGCCUCCUUCUAUGACCUCUCGGACGACGAAGAAGGGGGCUACAACACAAUCACCCAUGCCUCUGCCACCAAAGGUGUGAAACUGCUCUUCUCCAAAAGCAAGGUUUACGUGCACCCGUCGCCCUCGGCCAAAGACAACAUCCCCGGCUUUAUCGCCUUGGUCCAGCAGAAGUCGCCCGCUCUCGCCGACGACGGCCAACGACCCACCUCCGCCGACUCCUCGUCCAAGAAGAAAACAAACGCGUCUUCAUAUCUGUUGGCUUGGGUCCCCGAAGCCUCGCUGGCACAGGAUGACCUGAGCACGUACGUGAAGGUGGACAUGAAGGACGGCGAAUCUCCUCCUAGACAAAGUUAUUUGGUCCCUCCUCUCCCUCUUGCGACCACCUUUGACGAAUCCCCCGUCGGACCAUAUGCGUUCUCGCUACCUCUCUCCAGCAUAUACUCCAUCCACGUCCGUCCGCCAAGUCUAGGCUGGUGGUAUGGCAGCAUAGUCAUCAACACCCGUGCCGGUUCGAGCUUACCUGCGUUAUUUUUCCAUGACUCGGAAUGCGAAAGCACAAUACUACAAAAGAAAAAAAGAGCACGGGAGUCAUUCGACCCCUUUGGAGAAAGCGGCGACCUGUUUUGGGGCGGUGACGAAGUGCUUAGGUGGCUGAAGAGAUAUGUGACUGUUGAAAGGAGCACUGCAGAGCCAUCAAUAUACCUCAUCGACCCUUCUGAAGAAGAUCGUGUUGGCUUCGGCCAAGGUCGAAAGUCGCUCGAACAAGCAAGACGCAAGAGUGAAGCAUCAACAUCCAAGAAACCCGAGCAGAAGAAACCAUCAGGCCCAGGGAUGGAUCCUUUCACAAAGGCACUCAAAGAAACUAGGUGGAAGAUCUUGGAGCAACUGUCCAAAGUCACAACGUUUACUCGACGGACUGCGGAAGACCUUGCUAAUAACAAGAACCUGCCUCCGCAAGUGCGACGACUCAUCCAGAAUCCUGAGAUUCAGACUCUGCAGGAUGAAUUUGACAGUGCAAAGUUAUACUUGGCACGAUGGGCCAUGAGCAUUGCAGAGCAAAGCGAGCGUGAGAGGAGGCAGAGAAUAUGGACUGCACGAGAUGUCUUGGACUCGGAAGAGACCAGCGUGGGAGACUUUGAGAUUCUGGACAUGGAGGCUGCACGAAUGACCUUGGCCGACAGCAAGAGGCGCCCUGUCGACAUGAAAGAGUGGAAGUCCUUUUUCGAUUCAAAGGGCAAAUUGCAAGUCACGGUGGAAGAGGUCAAGGAGCGAAUCUUCCACGGCGGGCUGGACCCUGAGGACGGUGUAAGAAAAGAGGCAUGGCCUUUUCUAUUGGGAGUGUACGAGUGGGACAGUACGGAGGAAGAACGGCAUGCUCUCAUGAACAGAAAACGAGACGAAUAUAUUCAACUGAAAGGUGCCUGGUGGGACAGAAUGAUCGAUGGCGAUGCCACGCCCGAACAGGACGAAUGGUGGAAGGAGCAGAAGGUUCGAAUCGAAAAGGAUGUGCACCGCACCGACCGUCAUAUCCCCCUCUUCGCAGGCGAAGAUAUCCCUCACCCAGACCCAACCUCACCUUUUUUCAACCCCAAUGGACCCGGCACAAACGUGCAUAUGGAGCAGUUAAAGGAUAUGCUCUUGACCUACCUCGAAUACGACACACCUCCCUCCUCUUCUACCGCCACAAGCCCUCAAAAAUCGUCCUCUUCCUCGCAACCACAACGCUACCGGACCCAAAACCCGCAUCCCCAAAAUCUGGGUUACGUUCAAGGCAUGUCCGACCUCCUCUCACCUCUCUACGCCGUCUUCCAAGAUGAUGCCGUCGCUUUCUGGGCUUUCGUGCAGUUUAUGCGCAGGAUGUCGCGAAACUUCGUCCGCUCACAAGUGGGAAUGCGCUCCCAACUCAACACACUCGACCAGUUAGUCCAACUCCUCGACCCGAAACUAUACCUCCACCUUCAGUCGGCAGAUUCUACAAAUUUCUUUUUCUUCUUUAGAAUGUUGCUUGUUUGGUAUAAGAGGGAGUUUGAAUGGUCCGACACUCUCAGGCUGUGGGAGUCACUGUGGACGGACUAUUAUUCCUCCCAGUUUCACCUUUUCAUUGCAAUGGCAAUUCUCGAAAAGCAUCGCGAUGUUAUUAUGGACCAUCUCAAGCACUUUGACGAAGUUCUGAAGUACAUUAAUGAGCUGAGCGGGACGAUUGAACUUCAAGACAUUCUGUGGAGAGCUGAGGGGCUAUUCAAGAGGUUCGAGAAGACGGUCGAGACAAUCGACCGCAAAGAUGCUUUCCCCCCGCCAAAUGCUGGCCAGAGUGACGCGGAACUGCGACAGAGGAAACCAGGUGCUGGACAAGAGACAAAUCCGGCCGCAUCAGCGUCAGGCGUCGCCUCGAGCACAUCAUCACACCCACUUCAGGCCCAAAAUCCGCCCACAAGUCCGGCCCGACGGGGCCCUCAACAACCAGCGAAAGCAAAGGAGGCUGAAAAGGCCAAAGAAAGAGUCAUCACACCGGAACUGCGGCUCCUUCUAAGUCGAAAAAUCGUCACUCUAGAAGGCGAGGACGGCUCAAGAGACUCGGAGCGGACAAGGCCGAGUGGACUUAAAGAUUGAGCCCAGUGCGUGUUUACAAUUGUCAUUGUUUGUUGGAUUAAACAGAGCCCGGAAAUUUGGAAUAGCAUGGAUUGCCUGCCUGGCUCUCUUGCUCCUCCCGUCCUCAGUAGGACGGCUAACAAGUGUGUAACAUGUCCAUUGAUGAGACAGCAUGGGAAAGCCUUUAUGAGACAGUAUACCCGCAGCGGUAGCAACUGAUAUACGGUGUAAACAAUCAUCUCAAUCACAAUAUUCUGCAAAAGAACAUCUAGUCCUGGUCUCCAUGGGCGCGGGCCUGACGUUGUGUUGCAGCGGUGGCAACACCCAUGUGCUCUCCUGGUAUCUCUAUUUGAAGUAACA